Aspergillus glaucus CBS 516.65 is the source of this 246-nucleotide messenger RNA. RefSeq lists its product as uncharacterized. The transcript has a single exon. The record is from RefSeq and is a predicted model, not a curated record. The coding region runs from base 1 to 246 and encodes 81 amino acids. Lineage: Eukaryota; Fungi; Ascomycota; Eurotiomycetes; Eurotiales; Aspergillaceae.
AUGGACAAGGAGCUUCAGAGGAAGGCCAUGCACAACCUCAGCGCAUUAAAACAAGGCAGUAGGACUAUCAAUGAACUGCUUUCAACCUUUGACUGCUACUUGAUGGAAGCCAGCCAACAGAACCAGCCUGAUAAUAUGAAGAUAUUCUGGUUGGAAAACACCCUCAAUGAUGAUAUCUUCAACUUACUUGUUAACACACCCACUUGCAAUACAUUUAGACUGUGUCCAACUCCAGAGUGUCUAUGA